This is a messenger RNA of Colletotrichum scovillei, 492 nucleotides long. RefSeq lists its product as uncharacterized. The transcript has 3 exons. The coding region runs from base 1 to 465 and encodes 154 amino acids. The record is from RefSeq and is a predicted model, not a curated record. NCBI's taxonomy places the organism in Eukaryota, Fungi, Ascomycota, Sordariomycetes, Glomerellales, Glomerellaceae.
AUGUAUUACCCAGAUGGUAGAAACACCGAGCCAGAAACGCGAGAGUGGCGCCCCGAACCCCGCGCCAACAGACGCCGACCACCUCCCCUCGCGCGUCCGGGCGAGAGGGCGGGAGCACCGCGGGCCUGGCCCGUAUUCACGAUCCACGCCGAGGACCCCCUGUGCAGCCAUCACCUGCCGACGUCGUGGGAGGUGGAGGACAUGAACAACCGCGUCCAGCCGCCGGCGUGCACGUUUUGCCGGUCUAGGGCGUACGCCGUGUACUUUCGGUGCCGGACGUGCGGGAUCGUGGCGUGCAGUAUGCACAAUAGCGUCCGGUUUGGGUUGACGUGGGCGCAGGCCGUGAGGGUACGGAACGGGUUGAGGAAUCGGGUUUGGAUUGAGCCGGCGGCGACGAGGAGAGGGGAGAAUAGGAGAGACGAGAAUCUGAGAGGUUGGUUCCGACAGGCGUUUGGGAGAAGAUGAUGCGGAUGGGUGUAUCCGUAGCACGGG